AGGUCUCACUCUGGGACAUUUUAUUGGACAUCUGCACAGGAAUGAAUCUGUAGUCCUGCUCCUGAUCCUCCGGCAUCCUUAAAUGCUUCUACAAGGUGGGAAAUACAAAAAAUACUCAGAGAAACUCCGCACCCAUUAAAGGAGAAGCUCUGUUUGACCUGGAAGACAAAACACGGGGAGAAAUCUCAAGUUUGUGCACUGAUAUGAGUUCAGUAAACCCUCUGUUCUGUCUGUAAGGCGCAUAUCCUCCUCCUCUUCUGUGAUUAAUUUUCCUCUGAGAGUGGAUCAUCUCCUCUCGAGAGGAUCUGCGCAGCUCUGCGGUGGAUCUGGAUGCUCUCCACGUCCUCCUCCUGCUGCUGCUCAUCUUCCUCCUCCUCACAGACACAGACCGUCCGAGCCCGCCGGACCGGCUCCUGCAUUUAGACCCGGACCUGGACCCUUCACACCGGGAUAUAAACCUGGAUUCCACCCUGUGAAGGGGGCGCGGAUCGGGGCGCGAGGCGGGGGGUGCUGUGGCGGAUCCAGCGCGCGUGCGUCUGACCACGAGCUCCUGAUUGGAGGAUUCGGGCUGAACGUUUGGAGCGCCGGAACGCGGCACCGGCAACGCGCGCAGACCUCCAGUUUAUUUUUUUUGGUCUUUUUGUACCUGCGCGCUCACCUGUGAGGACGCAUGUCUCAGCUCCAGCACGCGGCUCUGGACCAGCAGGGCCUGUACAACCAGAUCUGUACCCGCAGCAGCAGCAGCUGCCCCCCCCCCGCAGAGGACUCCGAGCCGCCCCCCUGCCCCUGCCCCGGCCACAGGAGCCGGACCCCCCGCAGGAAGUGGCAGAUGUUCCCGGGCAGGAACCGGUUCUACUGCGACGGCAGGAUCAUGAUGGCACGGCAGACCGGGGUCUUCUACCUGACCCUGGUCCUCAUCUUGCUCACCUGCGGCCUCUUCUUCACCUUCGACUGUCCUUUCCUGGCAUCCAACCUGACCCCGGCCAUCCCGGCAAUCGGCGGUGUCCUCUUUGUCUUCGUGAUGGGGAUGCUGUUCAGGGCAAGUUUCAGUGACCCUGGCAUUUUACCCCGAGGGACACCGGAUGAGGCCGCCGACCUGGAGCAGCAAAUUGACUCGGCGGGCUGCUCCCGUCCACCACCUCGCACCAGAGAGGUUCUCAUCAACGGUCAGACCGUCAAGCUGAAAUACUGCUUCACCUGCAAAAUCUUCAGGCCGCCUCGAGCAUCACACUGCAGUCUGUGUGACAACUGUGUUGAGCGCUUUGACCAUCACUGUCCGUGGGUGGGGAACUGCGUCGGACGGAGGAACUACCGCUUUUUCUACCUGUUCAUCCUCUCCCUCUCCUUCCUCACCAUCUUUAUCUUCGCCUUCGUCAUCACACACGUCAUCCUCAGAUCAAACCGGACAGGUUUCCUGAGCGCGCUCAAAGACAGCCCAGCCAGUGUCCUGGAGGUGGUGGUGUGUUUCUUCUCUGUCUGGUCCAUCGUCGGCCUAUCUGGCUUCCACACCUACUUGAUCAGCUCUAACCAAACCACUAAUGAGGAU
Archocentrus centrarchus (flier cichlid) is the source of this 1546-nucleotide messenger RNA. RefSeq names its product probable palmitoyltransferase ZDHHC14. The annotation marks the transcript as partial. The record is from RefSeq and is a predicted model, not a curated record. Gene Ontology annotation, cellular component: endoplasmic reticulum; Golgi apparatus. Gene Ontology annotation, biological process: peptidyl-L-cysteine S-palmitoylation; protein targeting to membrane. The transcript is spliced from 7 exons. NCBI's taxonomy places the organism in Eukaryota, Metazoa, Chordata, Actinopteri, Cichliformes, Cichlidae. Gene Ontology annotation, molecular function: protein-cysteine S-palmitoyltransferase activity.